UAAUACGACUGAAAUUUGGAUUUCAGGGCAAGAUCCACGACUGCCUACCGCCUGCCGCCGCUAAGACUCCUGUCCGGGAUCACUGCAACGGGCUCGUUCUACUCCACAACGACUACGUCGUGAACCCCGCGACACGGUGGGCGGUGCUCUUGCCUCCCUGCCCGGACCCGGGCACAACGACGGAGGCUGAUUUCUACAACAGGUACCUUGUUUAUGAUCCCACGGUAUCAACCCACUUUGAGGUGUUCAGAGUUCCUUCGGGUUUUCGUCCCAAGAGAGAGCCUGGAGAUGUCUACUACGACAGUUCUAUAGAUGAAUUAAACCAUGCGUUCGAGGAAUCAGAAUGGCCGCCAUCUUUGUAUACCAUGCAUGUCUACUCUUCAAGGUCAGGUCGCUGGGAGGAGCGGCCUUUUGUCCGAGAAGGAGACGCUGCAGGCACCGUCUCUGAUUCGCGGUUCUGUGGGAGGAAACGCUACGCUGUAUGCUGGCAAGGAGCACUUUACUUGGAUUGCGAAAAUCAUUUUCUUAGGAUGUCCUUGUCAAAUAGUAAAUACCAAGUAAUUAAAUCAACAAUUGGACUUGGAGCACGGAUAAUGUAUCAACAAAGAUAUCUAGGAAAAUCAGAGAAGGGAGUGUACUAUGCAUCCGUAGAUGAUAGUUUGCUCAGGGUUUGGUUCCUUACUGAAUCAUCUGGUCAGAUGGAGUGGGUGUUGAAGCUCAACAACCUUGACAUACGAAGUCUUUACUAUGACAGCCAAGCUCAUGGACCCUGGGUACUACAGGAUGUUAACUAUGAAUCUUAUUUUCCAGAUGACGAGAAGAAAGCACAAGUUGAAGAGAAUUUUGAAUGGAGCUCCGACAAUGAUGAUGCACUUAACAGUGCAAAUAGGCCGGUGAAGGAAUAUGGCCUAAGAGAAAUUAAAAUACUCGAGUUUCAUCUUCAUAAGGAAAUUAUUUUCUUCAGUGAUUCUGUGAAGACAGGAUACGCUUAUCAUUUAAAGAGCUCAAAGAUUCAAGCCUUGGGCAACAUAUACCCAACACGUUAUGAAGAUAUUGCAUUUCCAAUUGAACAUGAUAUACGAGGGUUUUUUCCAUACACGCCCUGUUAGAUUUAGACGGCCGCCUAGGAAAUUUAGCAUAUAUUCAU
Messenger RNA from Brachypodium distachyon (stiff brome), 1147 nucleotides. RefSeq lists its product as uncharacterized. The record is from RefSeq and is a predicted model, not a curated record. The coding region runs from base 366 to 1109 and encodes 247 amino acids. The transcript is spliced from 2 exons. NCBI's taxonomy places the organism in Eukaryota, Viridiplantae, Streptophyta, Magnoliopsida, Poales, Poaceae.